UACUAAACGAGACCGAGGUGCAUGACGAAAUCCCAAUAGUAAAACCUCUUCUGUGUGAACCCGAGAGCGCCACAAAAAAACCAAUACGAGGGAGAGGGAGAGGGAGAGGGAGAGAAUGGCGAUAGGCGUGGCCGCCCCAAAAACGGUGAUGAUCACCGGAGUCAGCCGAGGACUUGGCCGAGAUCUGGCCCUAGAGCUCGCGAAGCGUGGGCACACGAUAAUAGGCUGUGCUCGAGCACAAGAUAAGCUCCAGUCCCUUCAGGAUGAGAUCUCCUCCUCCUCUUCUUCUAACCACCUUUUUCAAGCUCUCGAUGUUAAGUCAGACGUUGGUGUUCAAGACUUGGCAAAAUUAGUUGUGGAGAGGAAACAAGUUCCUGAUAUCAUAGUGAAUAAUGCGGGUACUAUCAACAAGAAUAAUAAGGUAUGGGAAGUUUCAGCUGAAGAAUUUGAUACUGUCAUUGAUACCAACAUUAAAGGUACAGCAAAUGUGCUCCGUCACUUCCUGCCACUCAUGAUUGGAAGAAAGCAAGGGAUUAUUGUGAACAUGUCUUCUGGCUGGGGAAGAUCAGCAGCUGCUCAGGUGGCGCCCUAUUGUGCUUCAAAAUGGGCAAUUGAGGGUCUUACUCGUUCAGUGGCUAAGGAAUUGCCUCCUGGAUUGGCAAUUGUUGCAUUGAGUCCUGGUGUGGUGAACACGGAUAUGCUUGCCUCGUGCUUUGGAACUUCCGCUGCCCUCUAUCAGACUCCUGAAGCAUGGGCUCCACAAGCAGCAAGGAUGAUACUUAAUCUCUCCGCUGAAGAUAAUGCUGCUUCGCUCACUGUUUGAUUUAAAGAAAUUAAUUAAGAGUCUAUAACUUGUACAUCGGUGACUUUUGGUGUUUGGCAUUGUGAUGAUAGGAAUUAAGAUAGAUUCUAUCCAUAGCAGCAAGCAUUUCUCCUUUUUAAAAGAAGUGCCUGGUGAAUUUCACAGUGUAUUUGGCUCGAACAAUAGAAAUCUCUUGUGGUGGGCAUUUUUAACAUCUUUGUGUACAACUGGCAGCUUUCUUUUCAAUGAAUUUCAUAGUGAAUUUAGCUAAA
Molecule: messenger RNA, 1074 nt
Organism: Asparagus officinalis (garden asparagus)
Lineage: Eukaryota; Viridiplantae; Streptophyta; Magnoliopsida; Asparagales; Asparagaceae
Product: NADPH-dependent pterin aldehyde reductase-like
Exons: 5
Coding region: 116-823 (235 amino acids)
Biological process (GO): folic acid-containing compound metabolic process
Cellular component (GO): cytosol
Molecular function (GO): oxidoreductase activity, acting on the CH-OH group of donors, NAD or NADP as acceptor
Source: RefSeq, a predicted model, not a curated record